Nicotiana tabacum (common tobacco) is the source of this 1899-nucleotide messenger RNA. Its product is annotated as aspartic proteinase Asp1. The record is from RefSeq and is a predicted model, not a curated record. Gene Ontology annotation, biological process: proteolysis. Gene Ontology annotation, molecular function: aspartic-type endopeptidase activity. Lineage: Eukaryota; Viridiplantae; Streptophyta; Magnoliopsida; Solanales; Solanaceae.
CCGAAGUUGCAAUUCACAAAGUCGGCUUUUCCCUGUUUUUUCCUACAAUGUGCAAUUGACGCAGUCUGCUUAUUUCUCAUUCGCUAAAACUCAAAAGUCCCCACCACGAGGACGGUGUUCAGUUCAGCCUCCUACUCAGUCUUUCUCUGUAGUCAGAAUCAAACUUUGUCGGAUCUUUCUUUGUUUCCCCCCGUCCUAUAAUCAAUAAAUCAGUCAUGAAAGGAAAAUGGAAAUCACCUUUUUGGGUGCUAUUGGUGUUGUACUGUCUACUUCUAUCUCAGUCGUUUAAGGGAUGUUUUUCUGCCUUUAGUCUGCCUCGUCCCUCUUGGAAGAAACAGUCCAAAUUUGGUUCCUCUCUUGUUUUCCCUCUAGCUGGAAAUGUGUAUCCUAAAGGGUAUUAUCAGGUGACACUCAAUGUUGGCCAACCCCCCAAACCUUACUUUCUUGAUAUAGACACUGGUAGUGAUCUCACUUGGCUCCAGUGUGAUGCACCUUGUGCCAAAUGCACUCCGGCUCCUCACAGUCUGUACAAACCGAAUAAAAAUAUUGUCAAGUGUAAGGAUCCUGUAUGUGCAUCCCUUCACUUGACUGCAAACAAUCACUGUCACACCCUUGACGAGCAAUGCGACUAUGAGGUUGAGUAUGCAGAUCAUGGUUCGUCGUUGGGAGUUCUGGUCAAAGACGCAUUUCCACUAAGAUUCACCAAUGGUACUACCGUUGCACCUCCACUAGUGUUUGGUUGCGGGUACGAUCAAGAAGUGCCAGCCUCUACUCGGGCACCUUUUACCGAUGGAAUUCUUGGUCUAGGAAAUGGAAAAUCAAGCGUUCUAUCACAGCUGAGUAGCUUGGGUCUUAUCCGGAAUGUAGUAGGUCACUGUUUAAGCGGGCAAGGCGGAGGUUUUCUUUUCUUUGGAGAUGAUGUCCUCCCGUCUUCUGGGAUUGUUUGGACACCUAUUUUGCGUGCAUCUUCAGAGAAACACUAUUCUUUGGGACCUGCAGAUCUCCUAUUCAGUGGGCAGGCAACUGGAAUAAAGGGUAUACCAAUAAUUUUUGACAGCGGAAGUACUUACAGUUACUUUAAUUCUGAAGCAUACAAAAUUCUAGUGUCUUCGAUUAAGAAAGAUGUAAACACAAAGCAGCUGACCGAUGCAGUGGACGACAAAAGCUUACCUGUCUGCUGGAAAGGCUCCAAAAGCUUCAAAUCCAUUCAUGAUGCCAAGAGCUUCUUCAAGCCAUUAACUCUUAGUUUCACAAAAGCUAAAAAUGUUCAGCUUCAACUGCCACCCGAGGCCUAUCUUGUUCGAACUGAGCAUGGCAAUAUAUGCUUAGGUAUAUUGGAUGGUACCGACGUUGGAAUAGGAAAUUAUAAUAUCAUUGGAGAUGUUUCGAUGGUAGACAAAAUGGUGAUCUACGACAACGAGAAGCAACAGAUUGGUUGGGUUCCAGCAAACUGCAACAAGCUUCCAUAGUCCUGGUAGGUAUGACAUGAUACAUUUCUUGCUUUUUACAUUACUGCUGUCACCAGAAUCCAAUUUCUUCUUGUAUUGACAGUAUAUAUCAUGGUUACAGUGAAGGUUUUGGCGACUCAUAUCCUACUGAAAAAUACAUGUUAAUGUGUAAUAGGAAGAAGUAGAGGCAAAAAGUAUGUCACUAUUGUGUGUAAUGCGGCUUGCAUGCCGAUGUUUGCAAUCGCACAGAGGAACAAAUUUAAUUGAUUGGUCAUACAGAUAUUUCACUGUAAUCAUCCAUACAACAUAUAAUAGCAGUCAGAGUAUACUCAGUUCAUCUCCAAACAGAGGCGGAGCCAGGAUUUUAAGUUUGUGGGUUCGGGAUUCUAAUUGUUUUAAGUUACUGGGUUCUAAACAAUUUAUACAUAUUCAAUGAAUUUUUGAAGACAAA